This is a messenger RNA of Hydractinia symbiolongicarpus, 2665 nucleotides long. RefSeq names its product mitogen-activated protein kinase 1-like. The transcript has 2 exons. Gene Ontology annotation, molecular function: MAP kinase activity; ATP binding. Gene Ontology annotation, biological process: cell surface receptor signaling pathway; protein phosphorylation; intracellular signal transduction. Gene Ontology annotation, cellular component: nucleus; cytoplasm. Lineage: Eukaryota; Metazoa; Cnidaria; Hydrozoa; Anthoathecata; Hydractiniidae. Bases 111 to 1847 code for a protein of 578 amino acids. The record is from RefSeq and is a predicted model, not a curated record.
CGGUGAAAUAAAGUUUCAAAGUACAGUAGAGGUUUGCAGAUAGUGAGCUGGGUGGUAUAUUCUAGUUAGUAAAAUAAUCCUUAAACACACGGAGAAAACUACAAAGAAUUAUGCCCUUAAAGUGCGAGAAGUUACGUACUCUAAGCUCUUUGAGUUCAAACUUUUCUGAUCUUAAAGUUAUCGCUGGUGGUGGAGGCGGUGUUGUUUUAUCUGGUGUGGAUAAAUCUUUAUCGGUAACUUCAAUUCCCGACAAGGAAAAUUUAGCAGUAGCUUUAAAACGACUAUCCUUAGUUGGCAAAGGCCAUUGUCGUGUGGCUCUUAGAGAGUUGCGAUUACUAAAGCGUUUUAAACAUGAAAAUCUUGUAAAAACUUUAAAAAUAACUGACUCCAGUGGAACAGCUAUUGAGGACCCUUCCAUGGAAAAUUUUAAAGAUUUAGAUGCUGUGUAUGUUGUUGAGGAACUACUGGACACUGAUCUACAUAAAGUAAUCGAGAGAAAUGGAAAGUUAUCGUUAGAAACAUGCAAACUAUUUUUAUAUCAGUUAUUAAGAGGACUAAAGUAUAUUCAUUCAGCAAAUGUGGUACACAGAGAUAUAAAACCGGGAAAUAUGUUCGUUAAAGCAGAUGAUCUAACUUUAAAAAUUGGGGACUAUGGUUUAGCUAGAGUGUUCGAUAAACGGUAUGACCAUAAAGGCUACUUAACUGCUGUGGUCUCAACACGAUAUUACAGGGCUCCAGAGGUGAUGAUAAACUUAGGAAAUUAUUCUUAUCCAAUUGAUAUAUGGAGUGCUGGUUGUGUUUUUGGUGAAAUGUUGUUAGGAAAAGUUAUGUUUCCAGGGAAAAACGAUCUUGAUCAAAUAAAUGUCAUAUGUGAAAGUUUUGGACUCAAUAUAGAAAGUUUUUAUGAGCAAGAAGCAUCUUUCCCGGAACACAUUUUUGAUGGUCUUCCCCCAGAAGUUAUCGACCUUCUGAAUAAAAUGUUACGUAUAAAUCCGUCUGAAAGAUUGACUGCAGAGGAAGCCUUGAAUCACCCGUUUUUCAGCGAAUUACACGAUCCCCAAGAUGAGCCGAUAUGCGACCAACCGUUUUUUGUCGAACACGAAAUCGAUAAUUUACCACUUAAAAUUUUAAAACGAAAAAUUUUAAGAAAUUCGUGCCUCCACGUAUUCGAAAAAAAAUCUUAUCAUUCUUCAGAAGAAAGUUUAUUCAAAGAUUUUGAUGAAACGUUUACCUCAGAUAUGCUUUCCCUGACGAUCAAUCCUUCACCGUCAGACGUUCGUUUGAACUCGCGCGGAGAAGAAACAGACAGCUCGGAUCAUCACAGUUCAAACGCUAACACGUCUAUAGAAAGUUGCAUUUCAUACUCAAAAGACAUUUGUUUGCCUUCAUUGCGAGACGCAAUGAGCAGGGAAGAAAUCUUAGACGAACCGUAUCGAGAUCCUGGUGUUUGCGAGCGAAAAUAUCACGAAAAUAACAACGAAAUACCAUCCAUAGAUAUAUAUACCUCAAAUGACUCGUAUAAUUGUAUUCAACAAGAGACCUCGUACUUUUCUGGUUUAUCGCCGGUUAUAGAUAUCACGGAACCUGCGUUUCCCACUCAAUUAAACACAACGCAGCAUUUUUUAGGGAUCCAUGGACGCACUUGCGCCAAUAAAAAUAAUGAUAUUAUAACAUGUCCUAAUGGUAAGGACCAGAAAUCCCUAAAAUGUUUGAACGAAGAAAUUUUAAAGUCGUUAAAUUCAAAAAUUCCAUCCGAAAACUGCAAGCUUGAGGAUUUGUUGUCGGCGAAACUUUCUAAAAAUUCACCGACCUUAUCACAUUGGGAUUCUUUACGAUUCUGGAUUUAGAAGUAAUAUAUUUUUUAAAUGAAUUUUUUUUCUAAUUUAAAACUUUUAUACGAAAGUUAUAUAUGCUGUUCACCAUUUUUGUACAUACCGAAUUUAGUGUAUUUAGUUGAAAGUUUAUUUAUUUAUUGUGUGACCUUGUUGUUCUUUUGUUGUUGUUAAACAUCAAAGCGAUUUUUUUUUCUUCCGAUUAAGCAACCUUUUUUUUGUGGUUUUCAAGCGAAACAAGUUUCAAGUUAAAAUGUAAAUUUUGUUGCCAACGGUUAUUCUAUUACUUCAAAAGAUUUAUUGUUUUAUUGUUAUAUAAUGCAUAUAUGAUGAAAUGCACACUCAUUCUCUAUCAUCAGACCAUUGAGCAAUUGGAUACAAAGUCCAUUUUCUUUCCUUCUAAAUAUUUCCACUUUUGUGAAUCCCUGUUGAUCACAGUGACAAAGUUAUGAUUGAUCGCCGGUUAGCUAGAUAAAAAAUUUCCCGUGGUUGUUGACACAUUGUUUUAAAUUAUUAUGAAAUAAAUUUUUGUAACUCUUUUAAUGUUCUAACUUAUUUGUUUAUAUUAUUAUUGUAUUAUUACUAAACCUAAAAGUUUUGUAGUUGUAACAGAAUUCACUAACUUAUUUGCUGGUUGACUUGCCAUCAACAAAUGACACGCGAAAAGUCCUUGUUUAAUAGCAACCUCGUUCCCAAGUGUCAAAUUUUUGAGGAUCAUCAAGUAAGCUAUAGCUGCUCUAGCGACGGGGUUUCGUUGAAGGACUGCUCGUUACAUUUGUUGUUGGGCCUAAUCCUUUUCAAUUUCUUGAGAAAGAAACUGUCAAAAAAUCUAA